Molecule: messenger RNA, 3620 nt
Organism: Oncorhynchus keta (chum salmon)
Lineage: Eukaryota; Metazoa; Chordata; Actinopteri; Salmoniformes; Salmonidae
Product: SKI family transcriptional corepressor 1 homolog-B-like
Exons: 7
Coding region: 1-2331 (776 amino acids)
Biological process (GO): negative regulation of transcription by RNA polymerase II; negative regulation of BMP signaling pathway
Cellular component (GO): transcription regulator complex; nucleus
Molecular function (GO): RNA polymerase II cis-regulatory region sequence-specific DNA binding; SMAD binding; DNA-binding transcription factor activity, RNA polymerase II-specific
Source: RefSeq, a predicted model, not a curated record
AUGGAGUGUAAUCCUCCUCAGUUACCUGCGACACGGGACUCCAGCUGCUCUCCACCGAGCUCCAAACAGGACCUCCCAACAUUCAACCCCAACAUGAAACCCAACCAGGUCAGCGAGACCGCACUGUAUGGAAUACCCAUAGUCUGCCUGGUGCUGGACGGUCAGGAGAGACUGUGCUUGGCGCAGAUCUCCAACACUCUGCUGAAGAACUACAGCUAUAACGAGAUCCACAACCGGCGCGUGGCUCUGGGCAUCACCUGCGUGCAGUGCACCCCAGUCCAGCUGGAGAUUCUGAGGCGUGCGGGCGCUAUGCCCAUCUCCUCGAGGCGCUGUGGGAUGAUCACAAAGCGCGAAGCAGAGAGGCUUUGUAAAUCGUUUAUCGGAGCCCACAACCCUCCAAAACUACCAGAGAAUUUCGCGUUUGAUGUUUCCCACGAGUGCACGUGGGGGAGCCGUGGUAACUUCAUACCAGCCAGGUACAACAGCUCCAGAGCCAAGUGUAUCAAGUGCUCCUUCUGCAAUAUGUAUUUUUCUCCCAAUAAGUUCAUAUUCCACUCUCACCGAACAUCAGAAUCCAAGUAUACCCAGCCAGACGCUGCUAACUUUAACUCCUGGAGGAGACACCUCAAACUGACCGACAAGGGCUCGCCGGAUGAUUUAGCUCAUGCGUGGGAGGACGUCAAAGCCAUGUUCAACGGGGGCAGCAGGAAGAGGACGCUGCCAAUGCACCGCCACGGGCCCGAACGUUCCUCUCCGUUAAAACCUCACCAAGGACCUUCCAACCUGCCCCGGAGAGGCUCACCGGAGAUCCCCCCUAAAAUCCUCCGCUGCGAGGACAACCGGGGAGGCAUGGGGAGUAUAGCGAGCAUCACGCGCAGCUAUCCCAUUAUCCCGGUGCCCAGCAAAAGCUACGGGAUGCUGCAGAACGUGAAGAUCCCUCCACCUCUCUUCCCACACCCAUACGGGUUUCCGGCCUUCGGGUUGUGUCAGAAGAAGGAUGGCGGUGGUGUGAUGGGGGAGCCGAAUAAAGCCCACCUCUCUGGCGUCUUCUCCUGGCCGAGCACCAAGGACAGCGCCUACCACUCUUUCCCCAUGUUCUGGCCUACUGCAGACGGCCUGUCCAUACCGUCCUUCCCCCAGCCACAGCACCAGGCCCAGCCACAGCACCAGGCCCAGCCCAAACAGCCAUCGGAGGUCCUGUGCGCCAGACAGAGUGAGCUGGACGCAUCCGAGCAGAGUGACAGAAAUAGCAACAUUCCAAAGGACAGUGUGGGGGAUAGUGAGCGGUGCUCCAGCACUCAGUCCACCCGGAAUGAGGAUGACAAGUCCGGGGAUGAGGCGAGGUCAAUGGACGGUAAAAUGCCCGUUCUACCCCGGAAGAUUAGCUAUGUCUCCGCAUUCAGACCCGUCAUCAAAGACGCGAAGAGUAUAGCCAAACUAUACGGUAACCGGGGGAAGUACAACGGGGCUCGAGCUGGGUAUCUGUCACCGGAUUUCCUAAGCGAGAGCUCGAGCUACAGGUCCUUAUCGCCAGGCAGCGUGGAGAGCGUUGGCGAGACAGAUGUGGACGUGGAGACCAAUAAAUCACAGGAGGAUGAGGAGUCACUUCCGCACUCCGUUGAGGACUGCGGGAGCCCCCCUGUCCCUGUUCUAAGCCUUUCGCGCGGUGCAGGUUCACCAAACGGCCUUGAAUCCAUACCUGAGUCAGAGCAGGCCGCUGUGGUCGAUUCACAGAGAAUGAACCUACCUAUACAGGUGGUGCUGUCUUCAAAUAGAGAUAGACAUGGCAAACAGCUGCCGGUCUGCAAUAAGACCACGUCUUUUGAUAAAGUGUAUUCACCGGACAGGAGCAGUCCAUAUGCUUUUGGUUCAGCAACGAAUUACCAGACAGACAAUGUGAAAUCGAAAGACGACUGUGCCAGUAGAGAGGAGCCAUCUUCGACAGUGAAGGAGGUUGAAACGAAGUCGUAUAAGGGCCAAAGCCGGGAGGAGGGCCCGAGAGAAGCACUGAACGAGGACGAAUUGCAGAAACAACUUACGGAGCAAGUGGAGUUAAGGAAGAAAUUGGAACGAGAAUUCCAACAUUUAAAAGAUAAUUUCAAUCAUCAGAUGAAAAGGGAGCUGUCCUACAGGGAGGAGAUGGUUCAGCAGCUUCAUAUUGUGAGAGACACAUUAUGCAGUGAGCUGGAGCGAGAGAAAAAGGCUCGCUAUGCUAUUCAACACAAGUUGAAAGAAGCUCACGACGCGCUACACCAAUUCUCCUGUAAGAUGCUGACUCCUCGUCACUGCACUGGAACCUGCUCCUUCAAACCUCCUCUUCUACCACCCUAGUCCCUUCCCACAGUCCGCCUUGGAGCCCCAUCCUUUUGGAAAGCAAGACUACUACCACCCUAGCCCCUUCCCACAGUCCGCCGUGGAGCCCCAUCCUUUUGGAAAGCAAGACUACUACCACCCUAGCCCCUUCCCACAGUCCGCCGUGGAGCCCCAUCCUUUUGGAAAGCAAGACUACUACCACCCUAGCCCCUUCCCACAGUCCGCCGUGGAGCCCCAUCCUUUUGGAAAGCAAGACUACUACCACCCUAGCCCCUUCCCACAGUCCGCCGUGGAGCCCCAUCCUUUUGGAAAGCAAGACUACUACCACCCUAGCCCCUUCCCACAGUCCGCCGUGGAGCCCCAUCCGUUUGGAAAGCAAGACUACUACCACCUUGAAGACUAGGCGUACAGUAUCCAAAAUUCUAGGCAGGGUCUGAGUUAGGGUAGACAAUUUAACACGAGAGAGACAGGGUCUGAGUUAGGGUAGACAAUUUAACACGAGAGAGACAGGGUCUGAGUUAGGAUAGACAAUUUAACACGAGAGAGACAGGGUCUGAGUUAGGGUAGACAAUUUAACACGAGAGAGACAGGGUCUGAGUGAGGAUAGACAAUUUAACAUGAGAGAGGCAGGGUCUGAGUUAGGGUAGACAGUUUAACAUGAGAGAGACAAGGUCUGAGUUAGGGUAGACAGUUUAACACGAGAGAGACAGGGUCUGAGUUAGGAUAGACAAUUUAACACGAGAGAGACAGGGUCUGAGUUAGGGUAGACAAUUCCCAGUAACUUUCCAAAAGUUUUUCCAGAAAUCCUGGUCGGAAGAUUCCUAGAAUCAGAAAGGAAUAAGCAGGAAACCCAGGAUUUCUGGGAAAGCUGGACAUUUUGGGAAAGCUACCAGAAUUUUGCAAACUGAGAAAUGAUGUGAUCAGCAUUUGAGAUCAUAAUACAUUAUAUUAUAUGGACAUGGAGGACCUGAUUUACUGUUUUACUCUGAGAGGCUUUAUGAAUCCGGCACCUGGCCUCUAUCAAAUGAACACAUCAUUGUACCCGAGCAAUGCCUUGGCGUGAAGGAAACCUAGAGCCGUCAUUAGCCACUGCAUAAAAAAACCUAGAGCCGUCAUUAGCCACUGCAUUUAAUGAUAUUAAUUGUAACAUAUGAGAGAGUGUGUCUUCAGACUCUGUGUAUAAUUUAUAUAAAGUUAUAAAGUACAACAUGAAAAAUAUUAUAUGUUUAAAUGAAAAUAUGACCAUAACUUUUAUAAAUCAUUAAUAUACAGUGCCAGUCAAAAGUUUGGACACACUUACUUCUUCA